Messenger RNA from Setaria italica (foxtail millet), 1697 nucleotides. Its product is annotated as atherin. The transcript is spliced from 7 exons. NCBI's taxonomy places the organism in Eukaryota, Viridiplantae, Streptophyta, Magnoliopsida, Poales, Poaceae. Bases 77 to 1570 code for a protein of 497 amino acids. The record is from RefSeq and is a predicted model, not a curated record.
AAACGCUCGGCUUGUCGCCUUCCGUCGCCGGCCGCCACCAAUCACCUCUUAUCCCUACGGGACUGCCCCCAAAACGAUGGCCGCGGCGGCGGCGGGUGCGGCAUCUUCCAUCUUCUCUUCCACGCCCCCGCGUCGCCUCCCCUUCCCUCCCGCUCCCGCCCGCAAACCCCUCGCGGCGGCCGCGCCCAAGGCCCUCACUCUGUCAUCUCAGAAGCUCCUACGCCUCCCGUGUCCGCCCGCUUCGUGCGCCCCCGCCCCCCCGCCGCCCCCGCCCGAGGGGACGGAGAAGCCGGACCCCAUCAAGCUCGCGUUCGCCCGCGCCGCCGCCUAUAAGAAGGAAAGGGACAGCCCGAGCCCGUCGCCGGCCCCGCCUCCCACUCCCACGCCUCCUUCUCCUCCUUCGCCGCCGUCGCAGCCGCAGGCUUCGGCGGGGGAGUCCGGCAGCAAGGAGGCCUUCAAGCGGGCGCUGGAGUACCGGAACGGCAACGGGACCGGAGCGCGCGCUGGUGGUGGUGAGGCCCCGCUGUUGGGAGGAUCGCCGGAUUUUGGUCAAAAUGCCUUACUUAGUGAAGAUGUCACGCUCGGCAAGAAGGGAGAGUACGAGUUUGAUGAGACUGAUUUUUUGGGCCUCGAUUUUUUUGAGAAAAAGCGUUAUAAAGGUCCACCACCUGGGCUGGCUCCAGCUUUUGAGCCUUUGACAGAUAACGAUUUUCCUGAGGUGGAGAUAAUAAUUGGAGACCGUAGCAAAUUUGAGAAGUCUCGUGGCUCAACAGGAAUCCAACCAGCAGAUGACAGGGAGUCAGAGGAUUCACAAUCAACUAGUGAAACAAAUGAAGCUGACAAGGUUGACAAAGCACCCCCUUCAACUGUUAUCGAACCAGAAGAAGAUGAAGAUGUUUACAGACCCACUGUUAGAUCAUGGGGGAUGUUUCCAAGGCCACAAAAUAUUUCAAAAGCGUAUGGUGGUGGAAGAAACAUUCGCCUUGGUGGAGAGACUCAAAGUGCAGAAGAAAAGGCAGCCAAGGAUAAGCGCACCAAAGAGCUAAUAGCUGCAUAUAGGAAUCGGCAAAACAUGGUAGUCGAUGCAAAGACAAAAGCAGAAUGUAUUGAGGCCUUGAGGGAAGGUGAUGAGAUGAUGAAUACUGGAAGGCUUAAACAAGCAUUGCCUUAUUAUGAAAAAGUGAUGGAUGCUGUGGACUUUAAGACUGAACUUCAUGGAAGGGCUGCUUUGCAAUGGUCCAUCUGUCUCGAUUCACUCUGCAGGUCCAAGGAAGCAAUGAGCAUGUAUAGCAAACUCAAAAACCACCCGAAUAGUGAGAUUAGCAAGAAGGCAAACAUGUUUGUGUUCAGCUUUCAGGCGAUGGACUUCAUGAAGGUGAACAGCACGCCGGUGCCCAAGAGCACAGGCUACGAGACGUACUUCACAAAGUUUAGCGGGCAGAAGAACUACUACGCGAGCCUGGACGAGCCCGAGGUGGGAUUCGACCAGAUCAUCCCUUACAUGCUCUUCCUCGUCUCCCCGAUAUUUAUAGUCGCGUUUGCUGCGCUGAGGAAAUCCUUCCAGCUAUGAACAGAAAUCACGAACGAAUCACUGAAGCUUGAAUACCAUACAGGAGCAUAUAGCUUGGUAAAUAGAAAAAAAAAAUCAUGCUGUAUAGUUUCGUUGAGGCGUUCCUUUUGCAUGUUCACUUUUUCUA